AUGGCGCUGCCCUUUGCGCGUUCGCCUUGCUUCUGCCGCUGGGGAGCCAAACGAUUGGGGGCUGCCGCCGCCGAAGCCCGCAGAGGCGUCAGUUUCAAACUGGAAGAGAAAACCGCCCACAGCAGCCUGGCGCUCUUCAAAGGUGACACAGGUGUCAAAUAUGGCAUGGUGGGAUUGGAGCCCACCCAGUUGGCCCUGAAUGUGGAGCGUUUCCGGGAGUGGGCCGUGGUGCUGGCAGACACGGCGGUCACCAGUGGCAGGCACUACUGGGAGGUGACUGUGAAGCGCUCGCAGCAGUUCCGGGUAGGCGUGGCGGAUGUGGACAUUUCUCGGGAUAGCUGCAUCGGUGUCGAUGGCCGUUCCUGGGCGUUCGCCUAUGCCCAGCGCAAGUGGCACUCCAUGUUGGCCAACGAGAAAGCCCCUAUUGAGGGCAUCGGGGAUCCAGAGAAGGUGGGGCUGCUGCUGGAGUAUGAGGCCCAGAAGCUGAGCUUGGUGGAUGUGAGCCGGGUUGCUGUGGUCCACACGCUACAGACAGAUUUCCAGGGUCCAGUGGUACCUGCCUUUGCCCUUUGGGAUGGAGAAUUGCUGACUCAUUCAGGGCUUGAGGUGCCUAAGGGCCUCUAG
Pipistrellus nathusii (Nathusius's pipistrelle) is the source of this 624-nucleotide messenger RNA. The record is from the annotation of a GenBank genome assembly. NCBI's taxonomy places the organism in Eukaryota, Metazoa, Chordata, Mammalia, Chiroptera, Vespertilionidae.